Anopheles nili is the source of this 1744-nucleotide messenger RNA. It is a transcript of the gene cwo, whose product is annotated as transcription factor cwo. Gene Ontology annotation, cellular component: nucleus. Gene Ontology annotation, molecular function: protein dimerization activity; DNA-binding transcription factor activity, RNA polymerase II-specific; RNA polymerase II cis-regulatory region sequence-specific DNA binding. The transcript is spliced from 2 exons. Gene Ontology annotation, biological process: regulation of transcription by RNA polymerase II; anterior/posterior pattern specification; regulation of neurogenesis. NCBI's taxonomy places the organism in Eukaryota, Metazoa, Arthropoda, Insecta, Diptera, Culicidae. Bases 16 to 1611 code for a protein of 531 amino acids. The record is from RefSeq and is a predicted model, not a curated record.
CGACGUCGGGAUCGGAUGAAUUCCUGCCUCGCGGAUCUUUCCCGGCUCAUUCCCCAGCAGUACAUGCGCAAGGGCCGUGGUCGCGUGGAGAAGACGGAAAUCAUCGAGAUGGCAAUACGCCACCUUAAGAACCUGCAGAACCAAGAGUGCGGCCGGGACGCGUCCUGUGCCGAGCAGUAUCGCAUCGGCUACAACGAGUGUCUGACGGAGGCGGCCAAGUUCAUGAUGCGCGAACGUGGCGAGGAGAUGUGCUUCCGUAUGGUGGCCCAUCUGAAGGAGCACUGCAACGAGCUUAUGAAGGGUGAACUGACAAAGUCUCGUUGCGGAGCGGAUCUCGCGAACGGUGGUAGUCCGAUCUAUCUGGCAGGCGGUCAGUUGGGGCAUUUGCGUGAGAUGCUAACAUGCCCAUCGGAUCUCGAGCACAGCAGCAAUGAUCAUCACGAUGUGAAGGACCUCAGCUUACGCAGUGCGACGAGUACAAGCAGCAGUAGCAAUCCGCCCCAGGCCGCCGUCAUCACUUCGACGGCACCGAGCAUUGUGCAGCAUUUGGACACGUCGAGCAACCAUUCGACGCAGGACUACGAUGCACCGUCACCGCCAGCACGUAUGUGCAACGGUUCCGGAGGUGUCGGCAUGCAGCAGGACACGAACAACAACAUCAACCAGCACGAAAGCGUUCUGCGCACGAUUCGCAUGCGCAAGUUCUCGGAACACGCGUCACCCGAACAUGAGCACAGCCACAAUAGCUACAAGUUCAAGAACUACAUCCAGCAGCGGUUUUCCCAGGAUACGCAUGAGAAUGACCACGCGGGUGUCUUUGGCCAUAGUCCGGUGUCGUUGCACGACGAGCAACACCUGCAUCAGCAUUCUCACUCGUUGCGAGCCUCGCCGCUUACGAAUGGUAGUACUGGCAGUGUAUCUGGGGCGGACUCGAAGUCCUCCAGCACUAGCACACUGACUGGGAAGUCAUCCACCGUGGCGUCUUCGUCCGAUGAGCCGUUGUCACUGAAGCGAAAGCAGCCCGGAGGUUCAGAAUCACCCUCGACAGUUGGAAGUCCGAUGGAGAAUGGAACCCACCAUCUGCAACAGAAUGGUGGUGAAUGUCCACCGAUGGAGAAGAAGCUGGCGCUUUCCAAGAAUGGCCACGCAAUGGCAGCAUCCUCAUCAGUGGCGGCACUUGCAACGGCUGAGAUAAAGCACGAAAUGCUGACAUCAAUCGGCGGUGGUGGCAAUGGAGCCGCAUUGGCCCUCGGAGGUCCAACAUCAACGCCCGGAUUUGCCCACCAUCAUCAUCAUCAGUCACAGCAGCAGCACCAUCACCACAGUUCCUACCAUCCCGUGCCGAUUUUCGCCUGCCAUACGCAGGGUUUCUAUAUUCCGCUGAACGUGGACUACGAGUCACUGCUGCCAUACCUGAACGGGAUCGAUCUAGUGAGCAAGAGCUUCCUUCAGAUGCCACCGCUGCAUCCGAUCAGCAUUAGCGUCAACUAUAGCCCGGCCAGUCUGACUGGCGGUGGUGGAAGCAGCUUGCUGAUAAAAGCGGCCUCCGUCAACGGGCUCCAUUCGCAAACGAAGGCGAAGCUGGUCGAGGGCAUCAUCAACGGAUGCUAGGCUCGGAAUUUUCCGUAGAACCAUAAAACCAACACACAACCACAGACAUAUUCAACCCCUAAUUCAGUGCAUUUUCUUCUUUGUCGAUGUUCGUUUUCCAUGUGUCGGUGUCGAGUCGUAAAGUGUGUCGUCU